CAAGUGGUCCCCCGCACAGGUGGAGGUCGGGAGUUCUGAGCCCCUGGAGGGCGGGUACCUGGAGGUCCCGAGCGCUCGCGAGGAGCCCACCGAGCCCAGGCCCGGCGUGGCGCGGUCGGAACGCACCAGGCAGCUCAGAAGCAAAAGAUAAACCCUUCUGGGCCCGGGGGCUGAUGGGCUGGGGCACGGAGUCAGCGCGGACUCGGAGCGCCUUUCGUUUUAAGAAGCCUUACUUCUGGGAAGGGACAGGGAACUGUCAAUCAACGAGGGAGGGAGCGCACCGGCGCUGGGUGAUGUCAGCGGAUCAGCUGCUCGAUAACAAAGAGGGGGUAUUACAGGAGAAAGUUGCAGCGGCGGCGGCGGCCACGGCGGCACCCCGAGCCUCGGAGGGUUCAGCCCCAGCGCUCGCUCAGCCGCCGGGAGCACCCGGAGGGACGGGAGGCAGCGGCGCGGCCCCGAGCUGGGCAGGGUCCCCAGCCGCCAUGGAUAGCGACGACGAGAUGGUGGAGGAGGCGGUGGAAGGGCACCUGGAUGACGACGGAUUGCCACAUGGCUUCUGCACGGUCACCUACUCCUCCACGGACAGAUUUGAAGGCAACUUCGUUCAUGGAGAAAAGAACGGCCGGGGCAAGUUCUUCUUCUUUGAUGGCAGCACCUUGGAGGGAUAUUAUGUGGACGAUGCCCUGCAGGGCCAGGGAGUUUACACGUAUGAGGACGGGGGCGUUCUCCAGGGCAUGUAUGUAGACGGCGAGCUGAAUGGACCAGCCCAGGAGUACGACACGGAUGGGAGACUGAUCUUCAAAGGGCAGUACAAAGAUAACAUUCGGCAUGGAGUGUGCUGGAUAUACUACCCAGAUGGAGGUAGCCUUGUAGGAGAAGUAAAUGAAGAUGGGGAGAUGACAGGAGAGAAGAUAGCCUAUGUGUACCCGGAUGAGAGGACUGCCCUGUAUGGAAAGUUCAUUGAUGGAGAGAUGAUAGAAGGGAAACUGGCUACUCUCAUGUCCAUGGAAGAAGGAAAGCCUCACUUUGAACUGAUGCCUGGAAGUGCAGUGUACCACUUUGAUAAGUCCACUUCAUCCUGCAUUUCUACCAGUGCUCUCCUUCCUGAUCCAUAUGAAUCAGAGAGGGUUUAUGUUGCUGAAUCCCUCAUUUCCAGUGCUGGAGAAGGACUGUUUUCCAAGGUAGCAGUGGGACCCAAUACUGUUAUGUCUUUUUAUAAUGGAGUCCGAAUUACACACCAAGAGGUUGACAGCAGGGACUGGGCUCUUAAUGGGAACACCCUCUCCCUCGAUGAAGAAACGGUCAUUGACGUGCCUGAGCCCUACAACCAUGUAUCCAAGUACUGUGCCUCCUUGGGACACAAGGCAAAUCACUCCUUCACUCCAAACUGCAUCUAUGACAUGUUUGUCCAUCCCCGUUUUGGACCCAUCAAAUGCAUCCGCACACUCCGCGCUGUGGAGGCCGAUGAGGAACUCACCGUUGCCUAUGGCUAUGACCACAGCCCCCCGGGGAAGAGCGGGCCGGAAGCCCCCGAGUGGUACCAGGUGGAGCUGAAGGCCUUCCAGGCCACCCAGCAGAAGUGAACAGCCUGGCUCUGGGCUUCAGAGACUUGGAAUAGAAACCUGGAUCUAUGCACUACGUUUCUCCGACAACGGGACAACCAGGGACUGCUCAUGCUGUGACAUCACAUCCUCUCACUCCGCGUUCGCAACGACUUUCUCGAAUACUAACUAGGUUUGACUCUAUUACUCAUACCAGUUUAAAAUUAGCUAGCCUCGCAACAACGCCCUACUGAGAGGUACUGUCGAGCACUUGACAGAAAACAGUGAUGUUCUUGGGUGGGUCAAGUCUAAAUCUGUACCACGUUCAGAGAUGCCAAAUGAUUAGACUGAAAAAGGGAAAGGGGUUUUUCAGUCAUUUUUAGUCAGUGGUUUUUCCAUGAGGUUUAUUUCUCUGGCCGAUGCAAACUGUGUUAUCACACUUGCAUACACGCCGUAUGGAGGGUAGAGAAUUACUACAUUUUUAUUCUCUAAAUGUAGUAUAAUUUGCCUUUUAACCUUUGAUCUGUAUCUUGCAAUAGAAUGGCUUCGUUUUUUGCCCUAGCGAACAGAACCCCACUUUUUGAGUCACUUUGCCCCCUAGUCCUCUUCUCUAUCCUAGAUGUCUUUUACAAGAGAACACUUCCAAAUGGAUUUCGUGUCCGUGCCAUGUGUAGGUCUUUCUGGCUCUUUCUAUAUCAUUGUUUCAUGAUUAUGUCCUAAUAUAAAGACCUGGCUCAUAGGGCCGGGCUCUUCUUAUAGAAUUAUUAUUCUCGCAUGUAAACAAAGAUAUCUUUGCUUUAAGAUGUGAGAAGAAAUGAAUUUACUUUGUUUGCAUUAAGUUAUGGAAGAGUUGUAAUAUAUACUUAAAGAAAGAAGAGAGGGAAAUUAGUAUUUCUAAGCAGUAACUGUGGCAAUUUUGCAAUAUCCUCAAUAGUGCUAGUAAUUUUUUUUCUCCUUGGGUACACAUUAAAUGUACAUAACAUAGAGCAGUCUGGCUUGCGGCACACAGUGCAUUGAAUUCAAAAAUAUAGCAAACUUGAAUUCUAACACAGAAUUCAAAUGUUCUUUUUUUUUAAUCGCUACUAUUAAGAGAGAUGUACUGAUCACUAGGUACAAAUCAAACCUUAACGCUAAAACUCUUCAUCAUUGUAAUUUCAAAGCACUUACCUGCUUCGAAGCCUUGUGAAUUAAGAAUAACACCUGUAUAGUUUAAACGCAAUGAUAUCAAUAGCAUUUCAGCCGUUUUGCUAGCCAUGUGUAAUCACAACUGCAGAAUUAAGGAGACAACCCCCAGUUUUUUAGUUUAGCUAGAUUAGGUACGUAGUGUAACUGGGAUUGCUCUGAAUGAAUUCUAAGAGUUGGGGUUUUGUAAGCACCCUCACCAUACACCAUCGCUAUGUUUUAGAUGAGGAGCUGGGAGGUCUGGAGGGCAAUGCUUGCUCCAGGCUGCAACUGUCAACUGGGACUCCUGUCCCUGAGUCAGUUUGGUCUUGAAGCUGACACAGGUGGACAGUAGGGAAGGCUUGCAGGGAGGAGGAGAAGAGAAGAGAAACAGGCAAGAGGAAGUUUGUUAUUUCAUGUUAGUUACAUGAUGCUCUUAGGAAGAACCUAACCAAAGUGCUUGAUCCAGGGCUGCUGACAACCUUCAGUUCUGGCAGCUCCUGGGCUUGGGAUUCAGCCCUCAAGGCAGGAACAGAAGUGGCCCUUUCCCUCUGGAAGGCCAGGCCUCCUGGAGCUCCCCCAGCAAUACUGCUUCGUGACGAUGGUUUCAGGGAAGUAAGCUGCUGGUUCCCUCGUGAGAAGUUCUGCGGGCUGCCAGAAAGGUCUUCCAUGAAGGGAACUGACUAGUUUUUAGAUCAAGAGGCAUCAGGAUAGGAUCGCUUCUAUUCUGUAGAAAGAGACCAUUCUGUAAACUGUGACAGACGGGCAGAGCCGUGGGACUUGUAUACUGAUAGGUGCUUUCAUUCAAACGCCUCCUAAAGUGAGUGACUGUUGUCUGGAGCAAGUUGGCUGGCUUUGAUUAAUCACAGUCUGCAGUCCAUUGCCUUGUGGAGCCAAGGCAGGGAAUGAGGUCAGGGGAGCGUCUGAGGUCACGCCUCUGAUGCUAGGACUUCAUGCCUGAGGACAGUGUCAUGCUCCUUGAGAGUGUCAUUUCUGUCCCAAGGCGCUACCCCAUUCACAUGGAAUGUUUUCUUUUCUUUUUGACAAAAGUGAUUGAAAAAUUGUAAAUAGUGAUUAACCAGCGGAUCCACUUUCCAAAUGAGAUAGCGAGUGGUAACACUUGGCAGUCUGUCUGUCCAUGACGUUUGGACCAGUCUGUCUGUGAUGCUCAGACCAGUCAGAGGCAGCAGGACCCAAAAGCUGAGCCUCUCUGUCCUCCAUCCUCACUCCCCAGUGCUUCCCCCACCCAGCCCUUGCCUCUCCUCCUUGUCUCUUGAAGUGCCCUGUUCAUACAGAACCACGUGCCACCCUUCUCCCCCACCCCCCCUCCAGACAGUCUCUCUUGCUCUGUGUGCGCCCUUGGCACCCUCUAUGUCUGUCCCUCCAUGAGUACCUCUUUCCAUCACUCUGCGUCCGUGUCUGGCUCUGCGGCUCCUACUGUCCCCCUGCCCCCUACACAUUCCUAAACCUAAGGCUUUGUUGCUGGGUGGAGUCGGAGGGGGCCUUGAGAUUCACUGUGUUCUGUAGGUCAGUGAAACUGUUGACGGGGUUGGGGUCCCGUAAGGAAUGAACUGAUGAGGAAAUAAGGGUUUGUUCCCUGUGGGAGCCAGAGUCUGAAGGGGAAACCCUGUCUUUUGCUAGUGAAUCUUGACAUCCGCUGUGGAAGGAACUGUGUCCGGUCCCAAGUAGUUUCAUCAGCCUCAUGACAGGAAUGUGGACGAUUCCAUGUGGUGGGGAUUAAAAGAAUAAGGUGACGCUCUGCUCCAGAGGGGCCAUGUACCUAGGAAGGUGCACGACACCCUGGUCACGAGGUGAUUCACUCAGAGCCAUCUCAGUUCAACUCCUGCAUGACUAGAUCUUUCCUUAGCAGCUUCUCUAUGACAAAAUAUUAUCUUGUGUUAGAGUUAGGAAUAGGAACUAACCUGUAGGAGUAUGUCCCCAAAUGGGCAUUUGGAUGGGACAAACAAAAAACAACCGUUAAGGACUGACUUUCCGACACAAAGGAACGUGAUUAAAAAGCAACAGGCAAGGAAGAUUUGAGUUUUGUGGAACCUAUUCUUAUUUUAACCUGCUUCCUCUCUGGUCUGCCUGAGAAACUGAGAAGGAAAUUUGUUGUUCAAGACCGCUUUGAACCUGAGGAAGUGAACGUAACUUGCCUUCUGGGGGUUCCUCAUACUUGAAAAGCAAUUUCCUUGUCACCCACAACCUCAAAAGGCCAAAGCAGAGGUAACCAUUGACCACAUUUAAUUGUAACGAGUCAAAUUGUAGUAACUGUGAACAGUGAGUUCAAGGCGCGUCUUCUCAGUGAGUCAGUAUGUGGUAUUGAGUAGCCUUCCUUUGAUAUAUGAAAUUUUAAAUCAUUCACUGCAAAAUGCAUUUAAGAUCUUCCAGGAAGGUAUCAUUUUCUGUUUUGCUUUGUUUGAAAACAGUUGCCUCAAGUUUCUGUCUUAAGAGUAGUGAUUUAGAAUCCAGACCUCUUUUGUUUUAGAAAAACAAGCAAAAACUACGUUGCAAGACUGGUAGCUGUAAUGUUUAUUUGCCGCAGAUCAAAGGUUCACAAAAAUAUCCUAAAUUUAUAUCUACUUGAGGUACCUUGAUAGAUUGUUUUUUUCUUCGGUCUUUCCCUUCAGGAAUUUGGAGCCUCGGUGUCAACUUUUCUUUGAAACAUACGAAAUUGUACAAGUUUUAUUUUGCCAGAUGUGUGCAGACAUAUUCAAAGCAAUGAAACUAUUUCAAGCCAUACAAACCACAGGGAUGGAAACCCUUUUCACAAAUUUUAAUGUGUUUGUAUGUAAAUAGACGUUUGUAUGAACUAUUUUCAUGGUAGAAUGAAUAUAUUUCAAUGAAGUUGAAUUAUUCCAGUGCUAUUUAAACAAAUGACAAAAAUUUUUGGUGAGAAUUAUCUGAGUCUAUUGAGAUACAAUGCAGAUCAAUUUUGAUUUUUACAAAAUCCAAAGCCUACAAAUAACUCUGACUCAUGGCAACUUCCCCGUGUCGUUGCACCUGACGUGGAGACAGCUCGUAGGCUUCCCCAGUGCCUCAGCCGCUUCCUGGUGGAAGUUAGGUGCUCGUGGAGGUGUGUCCACCUUUUAGAGACAUCGCUCCAGGCCCCUUUGGGGGCCUGAGAGUGAAUCAGAGGCAUUAGAGACACCGGUGCAGUUAUCCAGAGCACAAUUUCUUUGCAGGGCAGCAGAAUCAGAAGCCAGACAUGGCCGUGUGACCCUGGGAACUGGGUUUUCUGGCCGCCGUCUACCGCCACCCUUACUGCCUAGUCACACACGUCAGGGAGGCUGCCCUCUGUGGAGUUGGGGCUCACACCCCUGGGGUGGGACUUCACGGUUUUGCCAGUGGUCCCUGCCUCCUGGCCUCCACCUCACAGAGGAUGGAGGAGGGUGCUGCUGGCAAGGGGCCCAUUUCUCAGCACAGUACACUUCCUGUCUCAGCUCUGGGAGACUAUGCACCCAAGCACCCAACUUCCAACCAGAGAGAGACGUCCUCGGAUAACGAAGACCCUUGCUUCCUCUGUCUGUGACUUUACACACGUCGUUAGAAGUCGUUUUAGCAUCAAGACCAAUCCCAUCCCUAGGACAUACCUCCCAACUCCCCUGAUUCUUAUUAGAACGCUCCUUUAUAAUGAUAUUCAAUUUGAGUGGGUUCCCCCCCCUUUGUUCCUGGAUGUAAUGAAAUGAUAAAUAUGAUGACAGAUUUUCACUGUGUAUACUAGCAAUAUGUACACACAUGCCAGUGUAUCUUAACACACAACUUGGUUACAUUUUGGAUUAUUGUCAUUAAUCUCGAUUCAUGUAAUUGGGAAACUCCAGGGACCUCGUAAUGUCUGCUUAUCAUAGAAGAAAGUUGGGUUCAUGGUUCUGAGCUCCCUACUUCAAAAGUUUUUCCUCCUGGGUUUUCUGUGUUCUCUUUUUAUUCUGAAAUGUGUAAAUUAGGUUGUGAGGUAUGUUUAAGGAUUGGAAGCUAGGGGAAUGCUUUAGGCAUUUCUUGCAACCAAAAGUUAACCUCAUCACAGUUAACGAGCAUCUUUGAUUGGUCUUUUGUGGAAUCUGAACUAAAUCUAUGAGCCUUAUUCAAUAUCUAUAAUUCUAUGAUUUUUUUUAAAUUAUGGGAAAUUAAUGAAAGAUGUUUACAUGAAUAACGUUUGCCCUUACUGUGUUAUGAAUGAGUUUUUUGUAGUGUGUCUGGGUGCAUGUGCAAGAGAGUAGGAAAAAUGUUUCUGAAACAAAACUUGACAAAUAUUUGUAAUGAAAAGUAAAUUUAAAGAUUGCUAUAAUUGCGCUAUAGAAACAAUGCAAGUAUUAAACAAAAUAUACAAUCA
Messenger RNA from Sus scrofa (pig), 7032 nucleotides. It is a transcript of the gene SETD7, whose product is annotated as SET domain containing 7, histone lysine methyltransferase. Gene Ontology annotation, biological process: heterochromatin organization; peptidyl-lysine monomethylation; regulation of DNA-templated transcription. Gene Ontology annotation, molecular function: protein binding; chromatin binding; histone H3K4 monomethyltransferase activity. Lineage: Eukaryota; Metazoa; Chordata; Mammalia; Artiodactyla; Suidae. Gene Ontology annotation, cellular component: chromosome; nucleus. The record is from RefSeq and is a predicted model, not a curated record.